UUUUUGACGUCAAGUGCACGAAAUUCGCUGCUGGCAACAUCUUUCUUACGGCUGCCAGCUAAAAAGAGCCUGCGGUGGAGAUAUUUUUCGCCGUUUAAAUUGAAACAGGUUCACGCCCAUCAUUCUAUUGAUUAAACGACUACUAAAAGCAAAAUAUGUCGCGUUUCUUUGCCACGGGUUCCGACUCGGAGACCGAAUCCAGUGAUGAAGAGGUCCCAGUACAAGCAUUCAGUAAAGCGCCCAAUUUUCAAUUUAGUGACGAUGAAGAAGAAGUGAAACGUGUUGUCCGUUCAACUAAGGAGAAGCGUUAUGAAAAUUUGACUGCUAUUAUCAAGAGCAUACGUAAUCAUAAGAAGAUUAAGGACAUGGCCAGUAUUUUGUCAAGUUUUGAAGACCUGACACGUGCCUACACAAAGGCAUUGCCUGUCAUUACCAAGGAAGAGAAGGGCGUCACCCCACGUUUCUACAUUCGUUGUCUUGCCGAGUUGGAAGACUUCAUCAACGAGGUAUGGGAAGACCGUGAGGGACGUAAAAACUUAUCGAAAAACAAUUCAAAAUCAUUAGGUACAUUGCGUCAGAAAGUGCGCAAGUACAUUAAGGACUUUGAGGAAGAUUUAACACGUUUCCGCGAGGCCCCCGAUCAAGAAAGUGACGCCGAAGAAGAGGAGGCUUACGACUCCGAUCAGGAUAAGAACGACAUUGGUUCGGAAGUUUUAUUGCGAGAUCUGAAACAGCCCUCUGAACCAAAGUCGGCUAAGGCGGCUGCGCCGUCUAAGUCAGCUGAUCACGACGAUGAUUCGGAUGACUCCAUUGACUGGGGUAGUGAUUCGGAGUCCGAAUCCGAAUCUUCGGACGAUGAGAACCAAUAUCAAAAUAUGCGUGAGCGCUUCUUGAAGCGCCCUACCGGCGAGAGGGAGGAAAAAGAGGAUCGGGAAGAUCGCAAGAAGGAAAAACGUGCUAAGGAGGCCAAAUUGCGUCGCAAGCGUGUCGAGGAAGAUGCUGAUGAGGAAGGUGAAUGGGAAACUGUCUUCCCUCACACAGUUGAGAAGCCGAAGAUGUUCGACAAAGAUGCCGAAAUCGAUGUGCCCCUGACGCUGCAGAAAUUGUCCGAGAUUAUGGCUGCACGCGGCAAAAGGCGCACCGAUCGUCGCAUGCAAAUCGAGCUGCUUUUCGAAUUGCGCGACAUAGCCGAGCAACACGAGCUCGGUAAUGCCGUUGCUGUGAAGAUUCACUUCAGUAUCAUUUCGGCCAUUUUCGACUAUAACCAGAAAAUCUCCGAACCCAUGAAAUUGGAACAUUGGAGCAAAUUGCUUGAUGUUAUGCAGAGCAUGAUGAAGAUUUUGUUGGCCAACGACGACAUUCGCAUGAGCGAGGAGGUGCAAGAGGAGAACGAGGAGUUUAGCAAUCCACCGUAUGCAAUACGCGGCUGCUCACUUGCAGCUGUUGAGCGUCUAGACGACGAGUUCACCAAGCUUUUAAAGGAAUGUGACCCACACACCAAUGACUACGUUUCGCGCUUAAAGGACGAGGUUGUAGUAACUCGCAUCAUCGAGUCUGUUCUGGAGUAUUUCGAGCGCGUUGGGAAUAAUAACGAGCGUUGCCGCGUUUAUCUGCGCAAAAUUGAGCAUUUGUACUACAAGUUUGAUCCUGAAGUGCUUAAAAAGAAGCGCGGCGAGCUGCCACCAACAACUGUCACCUCAGUUGAUAUCAUGGACCGGCUCUGCAAGUUCAUCUACACCAACGACGACACUGACCGCAUACGUACACGCGCUAUACUGGCGCACAUCUAUCACCACGCUAUGCACGACAAUUGGUUCCAGGCUCGUGACUUGGUCCUUAUGUCGCACUUGCAAGACACCAUCGAUGCGGCAGAUCCAUCGACGCGCAUCCUUUACAAUCGCAUGAUGGCCAACUUGGGCCUGUGUGCUUUUCGGCAGGAGAAUAUCAAGGAUGCACAUCAUUGUUUGGUCGAUUUGAUGGUGACCGGCAAGCCGAAGGAGUUGUUGGCACAGGGUUUGCUUCCACAGCGACAGCACGAACGCUCCGCCGAGCAGGAGAAAAUCGAAAAACAGCGUCAAAUGCCAUUCCAUAUGCACAUUAACUUAGAGCUGCUCGAAUGCGUUUAUUUGGUAUCUGCUAUGCUGCUGGAAAUUCCCUAUAUUGCUGCACACGAGUUCGAUGCACGCCGCCGCAUGAUUAGCAAAACGUUCUAUCAGCAACUACGUUCUUCCGAGCGCCAAUCGCUCGUAGGGCCACCCGAGUCGAUGCGUGAGCAUGUCGUCGCAGCCGCCAAGGCAAUGCGUUGCGGCAACUGGAACGCCUGCGCCAAUUUCAUAGUCAACAAGAAAAUGAAUACCAAGGUGUGGGACCUGUUCUAUGAGGCCGAACGUGUGCGUGAUAUGCUGGUGAAAUUCAUCAAGGAAGAGUCGCUGCGCACAUAUCUCUUCACCUACUCCAACGUCUACACCUCGCUGAGCAUCCCUUCGUUGGCGCAAAUGUACGAGCUACCAGUGCAGAAGGUGCACUCGCUUAUCAGCAAGAUGAUCAUCAAUGAAGAGCUAAUGGCCAGCCUGGACGACCCAUCCGAAACUGUGGUCAUGCACCGCUCGGAACCGUCGCGUCUGCAGGCACUUGCUAUGCAGUUUGUAGACAAGGUCACCAAUUUGGUCGAUGUAAACGAGAAGGUCUUCGACAUGAAACAGGGUAACUUCUUCCAACGUGGCAACAUGGGAAAUCGCGAACGUGGCUACAACCGCAACCAGAACAACCAGGGCGGCAACUGGGGCGGGCAGCGUCGCGACAACCGCAACCAGCGUAAUCGCAACCAACGCAAUCAGCAUCAUCAUAAUAAGCAACAACAUCAGCAACAGCAGCAGCAACAACACCACGAUCAGCAAAUUCAACAGCAACAUAUUAUCGAGGAGUAAGGCGUUGCGCAUCAGCGGUACACCCGUGACUCGGCAAGCAGGCAGUGAAGUAGAACAAAUCAGCAAUAAAUAAAUUAUUUAUAAUAUAAAAUUAAAUGAUGCGAACAGAUGUGAAAGGCGUAGGAAGUAGCAAAAAAGAAAACAGCGGCGUGUACUGCUGUUGGCGCACUCCCGCGUCAUUGCGUUGUGCAAACUUGCGUGAAUAGGGGUGGGAGUGCGCCAUAUCAAUUUUUUCGAGACUGAAGGCUCAUUACGUCUACAUAUAUGUUUUAAUUAUUAAAAUAUUUUUUACCCGAUGCAGAAUUGCAUUUUAAGUAAAUGAAUUUGUUUCUCCCUUGGUAACAUGCUGAAUUUGAGUAUUUAAGAUUAACUGCUUGUAUUGUAAAAUCAAAUAAAUCAAUAAUCCAAUGACAUCAAUAUUAUUAUCGACUUGUGAAUAUGUAUAUCUAUAUUACCAUUGUAUGUAGAAAAGAAUUGCACGAAUACCAGAUAAUGAAAAUAAUCAUUUGCAAAGAGAAAUUAAAUACAACAACGGAAAGCGCAA
This is a messenger RNA of Rhagoletis zephyria (snowberry fruit fly), 3471 nucleotides long. It is a transcript of the gene eIF3c, whose product is annotated as eukaryotic translation initiation factor 3 subunit c. The record is from RefSeq and is a predicted model, not a curated record. Gene Ontology annotation, biological process: translational initiation. Gene Ontology annotation, molecular function: RNA binding; translation initiation factor binding; translation initiation factor activity. Gene Ontology annotation, cellular component: eukaryotic translation initiation factor 3 complex. Lineage: Eukaryota; Metazoa; Arthropoda; Insecta; Diptera; Tephritidae.